Messenger RNA from Pseudogymnoascus verrucosus, 1209 nucleotides. RefSeq lists its product as uncharacterized. Bases 107 to 961 code for a protein of 284 amino acids. The record is from RefSeq and is a predicted model, not a curated record. The transcript has 4 exons. Lineage: Eukaryota; Fungi; Ascomycota; Leotiomycetes; Thelebolales; Thelebolaceae.
CGAGAAGAUAUACAUAUCAUGGACAGAUAGAAUACCGCGUGGCUAAUCCUGAGAUUUUAUUUAUCGUCACUCACAUACCAUAGGAAACCCCAGAUUAGGGGCCAAGAUGGAUUUCUCACCCCAAGCCCAUGUGACAGAGCGAUCUCCCCUCUCCCGACGAAUAGCUGUUACAAUACUUAUCUACCUCGUCGACCUGUUUUUCAACCUAAUCGCCGGGCACUAUGCCGCCCUUACCGGCGCGAGGAUCAACUCCUGGUCCCGCUCUAGCAGUACCGCUCAAACCCCGUACGAUGGCGCGGAAGUAGCCAUCCUCGGCGGCCGAGCGGGGCUUUUCAAAUCUGGUAUCCUCGCCGUCUGGCAUUUUGGCACCGCAUACGGCGGUGUGAACAUGCCCAUAGCGGUUUUAUUUGCGAUGGCGAGUAGUAGAUUCGGGGUCGCGGUUCUAGUGACGUGUUUUGUUUCUACGAUGGUGCUGGGGACAGUAAACGAUAGCCUCAUCAAACCCGCCCUCGUAGCCUCCCUCUUCCUCGGCUCCGAAACCUCUCCCGCCACCGCCGCAACGAGUAUAAGCCCAACCUCUCCACUCUGGGAUGCUUUCUCCGGCUACCUAUUUGCCCGUAUGGCGCGGCGAGAAGGCUUCGAAAUAUGCUCCAACAAAGCCGGCUUUGCCGCUGGCCUAGUCUACGGAAUAUUCACAACCAUAAGCCGCGUGAUCAUCGUGUUUGCCCGCGGCCCUACAGUCUCAGAUUCUCGUACCUCGAUGAUGGGCUCGACAACGAGGGUGCGGAAUAACUUCGAGAGCUAUACCGUCGUCGAUCCCGGGGAUAGGAGGACAGAGGGGGUAUUUACGAAUACCUGGACGUUUUUGGGACAGACUCGUAGUAAUAGUUAUGGGUCGAGUUAUUCGGUUGGGAGUGUGAGUGGAACGGGGCUGUUUAUUGGGAAUCAGAGAGUGGGUUGAGGGGAUGCGCUGAAAAGUUUCUGCUGAUUAUUGCUAUAUGAUUACGAAACAAACACAGUCUAUAUUGUUUGAAUUUUGAACGUAAGUAGGUAUCGGGUUGGUUUGACUACCCUAUUCUACAAAAAGUGACCCUAUUUGCACCAUGUCCGACAAGGAAUGCUCUAGCAAAUAAAUAGGUUCUAUGCUACGGCAGCAUCCUCAACUAUAUAAAAAAUAUAUGAGGACUAGAUAGCUGGUUAGUAAUCCCA